Penicillium odoratum is the source of this 1083-nucleotide messenger RNA. Its product is annotated as lactonase family protein. The record is from RefSeq and is a predicted model, not a curated record. Gene Ontology annotation, molecular function: protein binding; 6-phosphogluconolactonase activity. The coding region runs from base 1 to 1083 and encodes 360 amino acids. Lineage: Eukaryota; Fungi; Ascomycota; Eurotiomycetes; Eurotiales; Aspergillaceae. The transcript is spliced from 3 exons.
AUGAAGCAUCACUUGAUGGUCGGAACAUGGGUCGCCCCUGGGCGUAUCUACACUGUUCAAUUCGACGAUGAGGCUCUCACUUUGGAGCUGGUCAAGAAGACCGAAAUCCCGGAGGCUGAGCCUAUCUCAUGGAUGACCUUCUCUCACGACAAGAAGACUAUCUAUGGUGCUGCCAUGAAGAAGUGGAACAGCUUCGCUGUGAACAGCCCCACCGAUAUUGUUCACCAGGUGUCGCACCCCGUCGCCGGUCACCCUCUUGCCCCCAGCGCCGACACCAACACCCGCGCCAUUUUCGUUCUCGCCGCGCGCCAGGCCCCCUUCAACGUCUACGGAAACCCCUUCUACAAAUAUGCGGGGUACGGUAACGUCUUCUCCGUGAAGCCCGACGGAGCUCUGGAUGUCAAUGUCCAGAACUACGAGUACCAGGAGAACACCGGUAUCCACGGCAUGGUUUUCGACCCCACCGAGACCUACCUGUACUCGGCCGACCUGACUGCCAACAAGAUCUGGACUCACAAGAAGGAUGCUCAGACUGGUCAAUUGGAGCUGGUCGACUGCCUGGAGGCUCCCGCUCCCGGUGACCACCCCCGUUGGGUUGAGAUGCACCACACUGGCAAGUACUUGUACGUGCUGAUGGAGGCUGGCAACCGUCUGGGUGUCUACGUGAUUGAUGAGCGCACCCACAAGCCCGUCUUCACCCACAUUACCUACCCCUUGCUUCCUCCUGGUCUCCCUCCCCGCAACAAGUACCGCGGUGACGUGACCUUCACCACCAAGAGCGGCGAGUACCUGUUCGCUACCACCCGUUCCAACCACUUCGAUGUGACUGGAUACAUCACUGCUUUCAAGCUCGGCCCCUCCGGUGAGAUUGAGCGCCAGCUCUUCAUCAACCCCACCUCUACUAGCGGUGGUCACUCCAACGCUGUUAGCCCUUGUGACUUCAGUGAUGAGUGGGUCGCUAUCUGUGAUGACCAGCUUGGCUUCGUUGAGAUGUACCGCUGGCGCGAUGAGAAGCUUGCCCGUGUGGCGCGUGUAGACAUUCCCGAGCAGGGCUUUGCCAUGAACGCCAUUUGGUAUGAUUAA